Molecule: messenger RNA, 952 nt
Organism: Brachypodium distachyon (stiff brome)
Lineage: Eukaryota; Viridiplantae; Streptophyta; Magnoliopsida; Poales; Poaceae
Product: zinc finger AN1 domain-containing stress-associated protein 17
Exons: 1
Coding region: 140-703 (187 amino acids)
Cellular component (GO): cytoplasm
Molecular function (GO): zinc ion binding
Source: RefSeq, a predicted model, not a curated record
ACGGCCCACGCAAAGCUAUAAAAUUACAGCCGCGUCGCCUCACCGCGAUCACACACAAGCCUUGGGGCAUCGCAUCAUCGGUUUGCUUCGAAUCGCAAGCAAAAGAAGAAGAAAGGAAAAACACAAGCAAGGAAGGGCAAUGGCGCGGCGGGGCACGGAGGCGUUCCCGGAGCUGGGCGCGCACUGCGACAGGGAGGACUGCAACCAGCUGGACUUCCUGCCCUUCGACUGCGACGGCUGCGGCAAGGUGUUCUGCGCGGAGCACCGCACGUACAGGGGCCACGGCUGCGCGCGGGCGGCCGACCAGGGCCGCACCGUCGUCGUCUGCGAGGCCUGCGGCGACGCCAUCGAGCGCCCUGCCGCGGCAGGCGGCGGGAGGGAGAAGACGGACGCGGAGAUCCUGGAGGCGCACGCGCGGUCCCGCCGCGGCUGCGACCCGGCCAGGAAGCGCAAGCCGCGGUGCCCGGCGCCGCGGUGCAAGGAGACGCUGACCUUCUCCAACACCAGCGAGUGCAAGGGGUGCGGACAGAAGCUGUGCCUCAGGCACCGGUUCCCCGCGGACCACGCCUGCGCGCGCGUCUCGCCCGCGGGGGCCGCCGCCGCCGCGAGGAGGAAGGGCGCCGGCGCCUGCGCCCGCGACGCGCAGAAGAAGGACGGCGGGUGGACGCUGCCGCCGUUGAUCCGGAAUCUCAAGAUGUUCUAACUUCUCGGUUGUGCGGCUCCGGUGCCGUCCAUGGAUUGCCUUGCGCCCGCUGCCGGACUGCGGGGAUUCUUCGACUUCGAUGGACGAGCAGAAAAUGGAACAAAACAGAGCAUGUGGCCGGUCGCUCUCUCGGGUCGCCGGGAUAUGUAAUUUAACGAUCAUAUUUUUCAUUCCAAAUGAUUUGUUGUCGAUCAGUGGUCAAUGUUUUUUUUCGUGCAAUUGGUUACUCAAACGAAGACUCAACAUCCC